Messenger RNA from Danio aesculapii, 1194 nucleotides. RefSeq names its product transcription factor Sox-6-like. The record is from RefSeq and is a predicted model, not a curated record. Gene Ontology annotation, cellular component: nucleus. NCBI's taxonomy places the organism in Eukaryota, Metazoa, Chordata, Actinopteri, Cypriniformes, Danionidae. Gene Ontology annotation, molecular function: RNA polymerase II cis-regulatory region sequence-specific DNA binding; DNA-binding transcription factor activity, RNA polymerase II-specific. Gene Ontology annotation, biological process: central nervous system development; regulation of transcription by RNA polymerase II; cell fate commitment.
AUGCGCUCUGGUGAUGAAUACAGCAGCGUUGGAGGCUUCACACGGAGCAUGGCACACCAAGCUAGCUCUCCAACUUAUCUUUACAAAGCCGCCUGGCAGAGUGUUCCAGACUCUUAUCGGUACAAGUCCCUGCAGAUGAAGACAGAGAGGUCUCAUUAUGACAACCUGAGUCAUCACUUGAGCAAACUUGGCGAAGAUGGAAAGAUUGGUCAUAGAGUCAUCGACCUCACCAGGCCAGAAGAUUUCGAGGGAGGCGCCAGCACUACCGAGGCACGGGUCUACAGGGAACCCCGGGGAAGGAACAGCAACGAACCUCACAUCAAACGGCCCAUGAACGCCUUCAUGGUUUGGGCCAAAGAUGAGCGCCGCAAAAUCCUUCAGGCCUUCCCAGACAUGCACAACUCCAACAUCAGCAAAAUCUUGGGAUCUCGCUGGAAGUCCAUGACGAACCAGGAGAAACAACCGUAUUAUGAAGAGCAGGCACGGCUUAGCAAGAUACACCUGGAGAAAUACCCCAACUACAAGUACAAACCCAGACCCAAGCGCACCUGCAUCAUCGACGGCAAGAAGUUGCGCAUCAGCGAGUACAAGCAAAUGAUGAGGUCACGGAGACAAGAGAUGAGGCAGUUCUUCACUGUGGGGCAGCAGCCACAGACGCAGAUCCCCAUCACCACCAGCGCAGGCGUCGUGUACCCGGGUGCCAUAACCAUGGCCACCACAACGCCAUCCCCGCACAUGACGUCAGACUGCUCCAGUGCCUCGGCCAGCCCUGAACCCACCAUCCCCGUCAUCCAGAGCACCUUCAACAUGAAGAUGGAACCGGGCACCAUGGUGCCCAGCGACGCAGUGAACGGAGAGGACGAGAUGGACAUGUACGAGGACUUUGAAGACGAGCCCAAAUCGGACUACAGCAGUGAAAAUGACACACAUGAGCCGGUCAGUGCCAACUGAGGCCAAAACAGCAAGCGAAGAAUAUCCUUUUAUUAGAGGAAAGACUGAAGAAGAUAAAAAGAGAACACAGCGAACAAAAAAAAAAACACGAAAAAAGAAAAACUUGUUUCUGAUGAUAUACGUUUUGGGAGCCAGCAUGCAGAUGUGGUUCCUGCAGAUUUAACAGCUAUUGGUCUUAAGUGUUUCUCCGAGUGUGAAACAAUUUGAUUGUGUUUUAUUUUGGCUUUUUUAAAUUGUUAUUUU